AUGUCACAAGUUAGAGCUUGUUAUGAUUUUGAUGCACAACCAGGAAGCGGUGAGUUGUCAAUUAAGGAAAAUGAAAUUUUAACUGUUAUUCGUGAAAAAAUUGAAGGAGGAUGGAUGGAAGGAAGAAAUAGUGAGGGAAAACAUGGAUUAUUCCCUGAAUCAUAUGUCGUUAAAAUUCAACCAUUAACCACAACAGCUAUUUCAUCUCCUGUUCAAUUACCAAGUGUACCAGUUCAAGAACUACCUGCACCUCCAAGUCUUUAUGAUAGCUCAUGGGAAAAUCCAUCUAUAGCAGCACCGUUACCACAAUCAUUACCAACAAUUUAUCCUAAUCUUCAAAAUUUAUCACAAACACAACCACAAAAUAAUUCUCAAAUUCUUCCAACUACAAGACCACAGGUAUUUCAAAAUACUUCAAACAAUGAUACAAACAACCAGUACGAUGACUUUUAUGAUGAAUGGACAGAUGAAGAAGAUGAUACAGGAGACAAUGCACCAGGAAGUUCAAAUCUUGGAGUAAAUAGUUCUAUGAAUCGUCUUGCUGUUUCAAGAUCGAAAUCAGCUGGUACUGAUGUUACUGGUGGAACAAAUAAACAAGGAACAGCUAAAAUGAAACAAAUUAAUCGGUUUUCAAAUUUCGUUAAAUCAGGAAUGGAAAGUUAUAUUUUAGGUCAAUCUAAGGUUGAAUAUCGUCCAAGAUAUUCAAUUGUAAAGAAAGGAGAUACCAUUGAAUGGGUUCGUGAAAAACCAUUCAUUGAUAUUACUGUUGAAGAUCCAAAAAAAGAAUCUAAAUUAAAAGGAUUAAAAAGUUAUAUUGCUUAUCAAUUAACUAAUUCAGCAAAUAAUGGUCAUGUUUCAAGAAGAUAUAAACAUUUUGAUUGGUUACAUGAACAACUUUCAACAAAAUAUUUGCUUAUCCCAAUUCCUCCUCUUCCAGAAAAACAAGUAUCAGGAAGAUAUGAGGAAGAUCUUAUUGAGCAUCGCAAAAACAUCCUACAAUUAUGGGUUAAAAAAAUUUGUGCUCAUCCAAUAUUAUCUAGUUCAGAUGUAUGGAAUCAUUUUAUAUUUUGUAAUGAUGAAAAAGAAUGGAAAGCUGGGAAACGCCUUUCUGAGAGAGAUGAAUAUGUUGGUGGAAAUUUUUUUAUGAAUCUUGCUGUUCCUGAUCAAGUUAUAAAUCUUGCUGACCUUGAUAGACAAACAGAACUUUUUACCCGUUCAUCUAAAUUUAUUGAUGAAAGUAUUAAAAUUUUGUAUGAUAAAUUAUUUGAAACACAAAAAAGAAUGGCUGGACCGUAUAAAGCUAACUUUAAAAAAUUAUCUGAUGCUUUUGAUGCACUUUAUAUUGCAUUCGAAGUUGAUACAUCACAAAAAAAUCGUUCCCUUUCAACAGCCAUUAAAGAAUCAUCAAGAAUAUUGAGUAAAAUUGGUGAUGAUCAUGAAAUUCAUGCAAAAAAGAAUAUUGAAAUAACUCUUGAUUGGUUAUAUACAUAUAAAGGAAUUUUAUCAUCUAUACCAGAUAUAAUAAAUGUUCACAAAUCAUGUCUUAAUAAAAUGAAAGAAAAUGAACGUUUACUUGAUGAAGGUAAAGUUACCACACAUCAAGCUAAAAUGGUUCAAAGACAUGUUGAUACAACAAGUUAUGCUUUAUUAGCUGAAAUAAAUCACUUAACAAAUGAGAGAACUAAAGAUUUUAGUCAUAUGUUAGAAUUAUUUUUUUCACAACAAGCUGAGUUUUAUAAGAAUAUUGGUCAGCAAUUUGAAACACUUUCUAAAAAAUUUAAAAAAUAA
Messenger RNA from Strongyloides ratti, 1788 nucleotides. RefSeq names its product Sorting nexin. The record is from RefSeq and is a predicted model, not a curated record. Bases 1 to 1788 code for a protein of 595 amino acids. Gene Ontology annotation, biological process: endocytosis; plasma membrane tubulation; endosomal transport. The transcript has 6 exons. Gene Ontology annotation, molecular function: phosphatidylinositol binding; protein binding. NCBI's taxonomy places the organism in Eukaryota, Metazoa, Nematoda, Chromadorea, Rhabditida, Strongyloididae. Gene Ontology annotation, cellular component: plasma membrane; cytoplasmic vesicle.